Messenger RNA from Didymodactylos carnosus, 1473 nucleotides. Lineage: Eukaryota; Metazoa; Rotifera; Eurotatoria; Philodinida; Philodinidae. The record is from the annotation of a GenBank genome assembly.
AUGAUAUGCGCGUUCGAUCGAGGUAAAAAUGGUACUCUUACGGCAGAUAGUUAUCUGAGUGUGUGCGCUAAUGACACGUUAGCAUAUCCUGUCUCGGAUCGAAAAUUAUAUUCAAAAUUAUUUGAACAAUCGUUGUUGAAAGAUCGACCAAAAUUUGUUGUUUAUUUACUACAAUUAAAUUUUGAAUUAUUUGAUUACAUUGAGUUUCAACAAAAAUCGGUAGAAGAACUAAAUAUUAUAUUGACAGUAUUAUCACAAAGGCUUUUUGGCCAAUUGGUAGAUGGUGGCGAUGUUAAUGUUGAAAAUAUAUUACCUACUACAAUGAAUAUUGAUAAAACACGAAAUGAUAGUCAUCAUCAUUUUUGGAAUAAAGUGUCUCCAUUGUCUGAGGUCACUGAUAACAAUAAUUGGGAUUUUAGAGGAUAUUAUGCACAAAAUUUUAUUUUGAAUUUAUUUCAAAAACAUUUCCAAGAAAAUGAUAUGGUUACUAUAGCUACAAGAUGUAAAUAUUUUAUUAAUUCAGAUUGUUUUAAUCAAGUUUUAAAUCAUAUUUGGUAUUACACAUUGGAUACAUCAAUAACAAUUUUCUCUAAAAAAGCCAAAAUUUUAAUCUCGUUAUUCACAUUGGUGCUAAAGGAUACUGUUAAUGACACAACAGCAAUAACAUUAUCAUUAGGUACCCCAUAUGUAUUUGAUUUGAAAUUAUGGUAUUUAAUGUCAUUUAAAUUUAUAAGUGCUGUUAAAUUAUUGGGACCAAAGUUAUUUAUGAUAAGAAAUAUGGUUAGUGAUCUAUCUGGUUUUAUCUAUGUUAUGUUUGUUUGUAUUGCUGCUUAUGGCUUUGUAUCCAGAUCAUUAAUUUUGUACAGAGACGUUGAUUUUAUUGGUCGUGGAAUAUUUCGUCAAAUAUUUUAUCGACCCUAUUGGUUUCUAUAUUCAAUUGUUGAUGAUAAAACAAAACAAAUAGAUGGUAUAAUAAAUAAUAGUACAAGUGGAGAUUAUGUGGCUAAAGCAACUGCGAGUCAUAUUUUACUUACAUUUCAAAUGUUAUUUGUCAAUAUUCUUAUAUUGAAUUUGUUAAUUGCUGUUUUUACUUUAACGAUAAAUAAAGUUCAAGAUGAUACAGAAUUUAUAUGGCGUAAUCAACGUUAUGGAUUCACCCAAAUCAUGAAAAAUGAAAUCAAAGAUAAAAAAUGGAAUGAUUUUGAAAAUGCCUGCACAUAUAAUUAUGCUAGACAAGUUUUAGAAAAAGAAACAAUUGAAUUGGACGAUGAUAAAGAUAAACAAAAGACAGAAAUUGACAACUGUAAAAUGGAAUCAAAAAAACAAAUGCAUGAAACAAUUAAUAAACUAGAGGAACAAACAAAUAAACUUAUAACGGAUAUGGAAUGGAUAGUACAAGCAAUGGACCGUUGUAAAAUGUCAACACAACCGAUUCCAAUCAUAUUUACAGCUUCAAAACGGAAUCGAAGUUGA